Messenger RNA from Trichechus manatus latirostris (Florida manatee), 1053 nucleotides. RefSeq names its product programmed cell death 6 (gene PDCD6). The record is from RefSeq and is a predicted model, not a curated record. The transcript has 6 exons. NCBI's taxonomy places the organism in Eukaryota, Metazoa, Chordata, Mammalia, Sirenia, Trichechidae. The coding region runs from base 58 to 621 and encodes 187 amino acids. Gene Ontology annotation, molecular function: calcium ion binding.
CGGAAGUGGAGUCACCGCUUCUUCUCCCCGUCACGGCUGGUGUCUCAAGCUCGGCCCAUGGCAGCCUACUCCUACCGCACCGGCGCCGCCCCUGCCCCGGGCGCGGCGUUGCCGGACCAGAGCUUCCUGUGGAACGUCUUCCAGAGGGUGGAUAAAGACAGGAGCGGCGUGAUCUCGGACAACGAGCUGCAGCAGGCGCUGUCCAACGGUACAUGGACUCCAUUUAAUCCAGUGACUGUCAGGUCAAUCAUAUCCAUGUUUGACCGAGAGAACAAGGCCGGCGUGAACUUCAGCGAGUUCACCGGCGUCUGGAAGUACAUCACAGACUGGCAGAACGUCUUCCGCACCUACGACAGGGACAACUCUGGGAUGAUCGACAAGAACGAGCUCAAGCAAGCACUGUCAGGUUUUGGGUACCGGCUCUCAGACCAGUUUCACGAUAUCCUCAUUCGGAAGUUUGACAGGCAGGGAAGAGGGCAGAUUGCCUUUGACGACUUCAUCCAAGGCUGCAUCGUCUUACAGAGACUGACAGACAUAUUCCGGCGCUAUGAUACUGACCAGGAUGGCUGGAUCCAAGUGUCCUAUGAGCAGUACCUGUCCAUGGUCUUCAGCAUCGUAUGACCCCGGGCUCUGCGAGGAGCAGGCCUCGGAGGACGAUAGACACGCCAAACCUCUCCCUGUCACUCAGCACGAGGAGCUCCGUGCAGCUAGAUGCAGCUCCUGUUUAAUUGCAUAUAAUUAGCGUUGGGGACCUAAAUGUACAUAUGUGGAUAAGCCGAUGAAUGCUUUGUGAUUGUAGCAGUGGCUGUAUCAUGAUCAGACACAAGCAUUUGAUUCGCUGGCAUGUAACGCUUCAAGGGCUCUGCACAGAGGAACGCAGAGCGUGCUCCCCAGGUGUCUCCAGUCUGUAGUGGAAACACCUCUGUUUUAGCCAGAGGAAUUUUAAGUAAUACUGAACUUGCACAUAAGGCUUUUCAUGUGCCUUACUUUUUUAAAAAACUUUAUUGUAUUCGUUUGAAUAUGCAAUGUAAACAAUAAAUGAAUGGUACAGAC